Molecule: messenger RNA, 1836 nt
Organism: Cynoglossus semilaevis (tongue sole)
Lineage: Eukaryota; Metazoa; Chordata; Actinopteri; Pleuronectiformes; Cynoglossidae
Gene: wrap73
Product: WD repeat containing, antisense to TP73
Exons: 13
Coding region: 200-1537 (445 amino acids)
Biological process (GO): microtubule anchoring at mitotic spindle pole body
Cellular component (GO): microtubule organizing center; MWP complex
Molecular function (GO): protein binding
Source: RefSeq, a predicted model, not a curated record
UGAUUGGACAGUGCUGCUCUGUCGCAGUAGGGUCUAACAAACAAACUAGCAACAGGCGGUUUUCAGAAAGUAACCUAUCACACCCACAAAGCCAUGUAGGCAAUGAACACAUUCAUAGUACUUCUUGGAGUUUUGUUUCUGUCUACGUUUUGAUUCAGUUAAUUUAAAGUGAAGUGAAAGGAACAUUUGCGAUUAGGAGAUGAACUUCUCUGAGGUCUUCAAGCAGUCCAACCAGCUUUGUAAAGUUUCCCCAGAUGGCAAAUACUUGGCUACGUGUGUGCAGUACAGGUUGGUGGUGAGAGAAGUAAGCACCCUACAGAUCCUGCAGCUCUACACAUGUUUGGACCAGGUUUCACACAUGGAAUGGUCCUCAGACGCUCUCUUUAUCCUCUGUGCCAUGUACAAGAGGGGACUGGUACAGGUGUGGUCUCUGGAGCAGCCAGACUGGCACUGUAAGAUUGAUGAGGGUUCAAUAGGACUUGUCUCCUCACGCUGGAGUCCAGACGGACGUCACAUUCUCAACACCACUGAGUUCCAUCUGAGAAUCACUGUCUGGUCCCUGUGCACCAAAGCUGUGUCUUUCAUCAAAUAUCCAAAGGCAUGCCAGAAAGCUGUGGACUUCAGUAAAAAUGGUGGCUACAUGGCCUUGGCUGAACGUCGUGAUUGCAAAGACUAUGUCAGUGUUUUUGUUUGCGAUGACUGGCAUCUACUGAGGCAUUUUGAGACCGAGACGCUGGACUUGGCAGGGUUGGAAUGGUCUCCCAAUGGUUCUCUGUUGGCAGUGUGGGACAGUCCUCUGGAGUACAAAGUAUUGCUGUAUUCUUUGGAUGGCAGAUUGUUAUCUAGCUACAGUGCCUAUGAGUGGUCACUAGGGGUCAAGUCUGUGACCUGGAGUCCCAGCAGCCAAUUCUUGGCCAUUGGCAGUUAUGAUGAAAAGGUUCGAGUUCUCAAUCAUAUCACAUGGAAGAAAAUAGCACAGUUUGACCAUCCGUCGACCAUCAGCAGUAGUAAAGCUGUUGUGUAUAAAGAAGCAGAGAUGAAGUUAACUGCCUGCAGUGAUGACCUGUCGCUGCACAACAUUAGCAUUGGCACCAACCUCUUCAACGCCCACAGCAAAUAUGAGAUCUGCCCACUGCCAGUUCAAUUUCCCACAGUCAAACCAGACCCUGAUCGAGCCAAUCCGAAGAUCGGUGUCUCCAUGUUGGCAUUCAGCUCAGAUAGUCGCUUUCUAGCCACCAAAAAUGACAAUGCGGCCAGUGUCGUCUGGGUGUGGGACAUGCAGAAGAUGAGCCUGGUGUCAGUACUUGAGCAGACAUCAUCAGUGCGCUGCUUUCAGUGGGAUCCUCUCCGCCCCCGGUUGGCACUGUGCACAGGCAACACCAAACUUUACCUCUGGUCACCGUCGGGCUGCGUUUCUGUCCCAGUCGCCACUGAAGGUGGCUUCCAGGUCCAAUCACUGAGCUGGCACUGCAGUGGAGACUUUCUGGUCCUUCUUGGAAAAGAGCAGUUGUGUUUAUGUUACUUGAACACUGACUAGGAGGAGAAGUAGAAUAGACGGACAAAUACACAUACGAAACCCCUAAAGGCAUUUAGAAAAAGAAUGAAUAUCAGAUGAGGAACUGAAAAAAGACCAGAAGACAAAAGGGACAGCGUGUCAUGCCUUUCUGAACUGAUUAUCAGCAGUUUGGGUUCAUUGGUACUGGUUACCAAGAGCCUCAUUUUUUUAAAUAUGUAAAAAUAGAUAAUAGGUAAAUAGGUAGAUCAGCAAUGUAUUUGCAUUUUGUACUACAGAAAUGUAUAACUAUUUUGAAUAAAUAAACAUUUUUUUAAAAUUAA